AUGGCAACCAAGCGACCCAACAUCCUCUAUAUUAUGGCCGACCAGAUGGCCGCGCCACUCCUGUCCAUCCACGACUCCAACUCGCGCAUCAAAACUCCCAACCUGGACCGAUUGGCGAAGGAAGGCGUCACUUUUGACAAUGCUUAUUGUAACUCGCCUCUGUGUGCGCCCUCUCGCUUUGUCAUGGUGACUGGUCAGCUUCCGUCCAAAAUUGGCGCCUAUGACAAUGCUGCGGACUUGCCCGCCGAUGUUCCCACAUAUGCACACUAUCUCCGUCGUGAGGGUUACCACACUGCUCUGGCUGGGAAGAUGCAUUUUUGUGGUCCGGACCAGUUGCAUGGGUAUGAGCAGCGAUUGACAAGUGAUAUUUAUCCUGGAGACUAUGGCUGGUCUGUGAAUUGGGAUGAGCCUGAUGUUCGCCCUGAUUACUAUCACAACAUGUCUUCUGUCCUAGACGCUGGCCCGGUCGUUCGUACGAACCAGCUUGACUAUGACGAAGAAGUCAUAUACAAGUCGACUCAGUACCUGUACGAUCACGUCCGACACCGUGGUGAUCAGCCAUUCUGCUUGACUGUGUCCAUGACUCACCCUCACGACCCGUAUGCCAUGACCAAGGAAUUCUGGGACAUGUACGAGGAUGUUGAAAUCCCUCUGCCAAAAACAGCCGCAAUUCCACACGAUCAGCAAGACCCUCACUCACAGCGUGUUUUGAAAUGCAUCGAUCUUUGGGGCAAGGAAAUACCCGAAGAGCGCAUCAAGGCCGCUCGUCGCGCAUACUAUGGAGCAUGCACCUAUGUCGAUACCAACAUUGGCAAGCUUUUGAAGGUGCUUGACGACUGUGGCCUGACCGACGACACUAUUGUUGUUUUCACUGGAGACCACGGGGAUAUGCUUGGGGAGCGUGGUUUAUGGUACAAAAUGACCUGGUUCGAAAACUCUGCACGUGUCCCAUUCAUCGUGCACGCCCCCAAUCGAUUUGCUGCUAAGCGAGUCAAGGAGAAUGUCUCGACCAUGGACAUUCUUCCCACAUUCGCCGGGUUGGUCGGAGCUCAGAUAGAGCCUGGCCUGCCAAUGGACGGAGUUUCAUUGGUUCCAUAUCUGACUGGCGGCGAAGGACUCAAGACCGACACUGUCUUUGGCGAGUACAUGGCCGAAGGGUCCCAAACUCCGGUGAUUAUGAUCCGUCGUGGAAAGUGGAAGUUUAUCUAUUCAUUGAUCGACCCGCCCAUGCUGUUUGAUCUCGAAGCCGAUCCCUUAGAAAGCACGAACUUGGUUGCAGGCCUCCCAAUCCCCGAACUAAAGACUAAAGAAAUCAAGAUCAAAGAAACCGGGUUGCCUACUCCUCCAAAUGGCGAGGCACCGGAUUCAAUCACUUUUGUGAGCACCGAAAAGUCAUUUUUCCCGAAGAUCCCAGCCCAAGUGGUCUCCACGCCUCCACGAACACCCAGCCCCGGCUUGCCUCUUGUUCUCCCCGAGCAGGACGACCCAGCAACUGUGUAUGAACAUUUCAUCCAAGAAGUCCACUCUCGCUGGAACCUCCGCGCCAUCCACGAGGACGUAGUCCGCUCGCAACGUCGUCGUCGUAUCGUGUAUUCUGCACUGAUCAAAGGCGUCCCUACCGUCUGGGACUACGAGCCUCGCAUCGACCCAAGCACCCAAUACGUCCGCAACCAAAGCAAAGGCAACCUCGACAACGUCGAAUACCUCUCUCGUUGGCCCCGAGUCGCGAACGCGCCGGCACCAACCACAACCCGAUAUUAA
Messenger RNA from Talaromyces marneffei, 1761 nucleotides. RefSeq lists its product as uncharacterized. Lineage: Eukaryota; Fungi; Ascomycota; Eurotiomycetes; Eurotiales; Trichocomaceae. The coding region runs from base 1 to 1761 and encodes 586 amino acids. Gene Ontology annotation, molecular function: sulfuric ester hydrolase activity. The transcript has 2 exons. The record is from RefSeq and is a predicted model, not a curated record.